Molecule: messenger RNA, 1778 nt
Organism: Aspergillus steynii IBT 23096
Lineage: Eukaryota; Fungi; Ascomycota; Eurotiomycetes; Eurotiales; Aspergillaceae
Exons: 1
Coding region: 26-1492 (488 amino acids)
Molecular function (GO): protein binding
Source: RefSeq, a predicted model, not a curated record
CAUCCCUCCCAAUCCACUCUCCACCAUGUCCGCUGACAGUCCGGGCGAGCGGCGCGGCUUUCGAGCCUUCUUUGCCAACGCCCUGCGCCCCAAGAAGUCCCGCCAAGUCCUCCGCAAGGGCUACAGUGCAUCCACCCCCGACCUGCGAGCCGAGUUGCAAUCGCGCGCCGGCAGCGAUGACAUCCCUCCGAUGCCCUCCCUUGCGCCUCUAGAGGCCCAUCGGCUCAAGUACCGCGUCGCCAAUGCCCAGCUUGACACCCAGCUGGGCGAGAACCGCGACCACACGGCCAUGUUGCACGCCAUUGGCGUGCAGGACAUGAGCGACGCUGCGGCCAACGAUGCGAACGAGAUCGACCGUCGGCCGCCCGGCGAGCCCAAGAUGGCCAUGCUGCCGCCGGAUCUCUGGCGGCGGGUGGCGGAAUUCCUGAAUCCCGCCGAGCGAGCUAGUCUCGCCUUCGUCAGCAAAGACUUCCUCGGCCGGCUUGGCCCCGGUCCCUGGAUGGCGCUGAACGACGCCGAGAACCACGACUACCGCGCCGACUUCCUCGUCUCGCAGGACCGCGCCCUCCCUCACCACCUCCUGUGUUUCCCCUGCGCCCGCUACCACCGUCGCACGCGGGAGGGCUUCGAGAAGCUGCAGCCCGCCGACGUGCUGAACCCGCUGUUCGACUGCCCCAAUGCCCGCAACUCGCUGGCCCCGGCGCCGCGACACCGCAUCACCCACGGCCGCACACUCCCGUUCGCCUUCGUCCAGCUCGUCAUGCGUGCCAACCGCUUCUCCCCUCGCUACGGCAUUCCUGUCGACCUGCUCUCGCGUCGCUGGCGCCGCGACGGCUGGUCCCACCACAGCCGGUACUAUAUCCACCGCGGGCGACUGCUCAUGCGCGUCGUCAGCAGCUGCUUCGCCCCGCCAGACUUACCGCCUAGCUCGCAGCGGAUGCUCCUCUACUCGCGGGACGAUUACUGGCCGUACUUCUCGGCCUGCGCGCAUUGGCGCGACGGCGAGCUCAUGAACGUCUGCAAGUGCGCCCUCGGCCACAUUCCCAAGCCGCGCGAAACCGCCGGCCUCCAGGGCCUCGAGCACCGCGGCAAGGACAUGGUCCACGGCCGCAUCCACAACCCCAACGCCCUGACGACCCUCUGCGGCAAGUGUCGCCCCAUGCGCCGCUGCCCCGAAUGCCCCUCCGAGUACCUCGUCGAGGUCAAACUCACCGAGGACCGCACCAACCCCAAGAGCCUGCACUUCCGCCACGCCAUCGUCGUGACCCGCUGGAGUGAUCUUGGCGACGGGUCCUCGCCGCGCCUGUCCCCCGAGUGGGCAGCCUGCAACGGACUCCGAGACGGUUACGAUUCGUUCGAAACACUGGGCAAGCGCACCAUCUCGGGGACCUUCGAGUCCUCGAUCACCGACGACGUCCUUCCCGGACAGCGUGUGUUGUCGAUGAACCCCAAGGGUAAGAAACUAGGCGAAGCCGGCACAGGCUGGUACUAAUCAAAGGGAAGCCCUUGGGGAAAAGGUCCAUGUAUUACUUGCUUACUUAUCUUCUUCUUCCUUUCUUUCAUUCAUUUAUCGCCUAUCUUGAUAUGUACCUGAUAUGGAGUUUUAAUUGGAUCGGUGUGUGCAUUUCCGGGGUUAUAAAUUGGCUUCUUGCUGUAUAUAGAUUGCGACGGGUCGGGUCAUGCAUGGGAAAUGGGAGUUCCGUUGGAUGGUAAAAUUAUAUAUCGAUCAUGGACGAAUUUUGGUCUACAAAAGGAAUUUUACUUUGUACUCACCAUCG